CGAUGUGGUUAAUUUCAGUUGUUUUACAGAAGCGUAAACAUGAAAGCGGCACUGGCCAGCCUCGUUUUUGUUCUGACCAUCGCUUAUCUGGAUGGUCAGCAGUUUCGUUAUGACUACACGUACAUGCGGGACAUAAAUGGGUGGUUGAAGCUUCAAGAGAUCCCAGCUACCUGGCAGGAGGCUCGAUUGAGAUGUCAUCUUGAAGGGUCCCUUUUGGCAUCUCCUCUGGACGAUGCGUUGAAGAGCGGCAUGCUAUCUCUAAUAAAGAACAAGAAGACUUCAUGUGGUAUAUUCACCGGCAUCCAUGCGACAUUUUCUAAAGGAGACUACCGUUCUGUUGAAGGGGUCCCAUUGGCGAAAAUUCCUCACGAUUGGGCCGAUUAUGAACCAGAUAAUGCUGGAGGUGAUGAAAACUGUAUCCUCAUGAACCCUGAUGGAAACUUCGCCGAUGUUAAUUGCACUGAAACGUUCCAAUACGUUUGCUAUAAGAAAAAGACUGCAACUCUUGCAAUGGCUUCUUGUGGCAGUGUCGAUAGCGAAUAUGUUCUCAGCAAAGACACUGGUAAUUGUUACAAGUUCCACAAAGUUCCCCGUACCUGGUCGCGGGCCUACAUGGCUUGUUCAGCUGAAGGCGGAUACCUCACCAUUAUUAACAACGAGAAGGAGGCCACGUUCCUAAGGGACCUUUUCGCGAAGAACCCUGCCGGUCAAAUGAUCGGAAGUUUCUGGAAAGACGUUGCCUUCAUUGGCUUCCACGACUGGAAUGAGCGCGGGGAAUGGUUAACGAUAAAUGGUGAGAAAUUACAAGAGGCCGGUUACGAGAAAUGGUCUGGCGGCGAGCCUAGUAACGCGACGACUGGUGAAUAUUGCGGCUCUAUCUACCGCUCGGCUCUACUCAACGACCUUUGGUGCGAAAAGCCGGCACCGUUUAUCUGCGAGAAGGAACCUCGCAGCUUACUCCGAGAGCACGACGACAAAUGAACAAUACUAACUCCGAGUUAGCAUUUCGAGUUAGUUGCA
Messenger RNA from Bombyx mandarina (wild silkworm), 1020 nucleotides. Its product is annotated as macrophage mannose receptor 1-like. The record is from RefSeq and is a predicted model, not a curated record. Lineage: Eukaryota; Metazoa; Arthropoda; Insecta; Lepidoptera; Bombycidae.